AACUUGAGGAGCCAGUCUAGGGCCUAAGCGCAGACGCACUAAGCCCAAGCAGCCGGUGAUGGCGGCAGCAGCGGCGGUGGUUGCGGCGGGUCCGGGCCCAUGAGGCGACGACGGAGGCGGGACGGCUUUUACCCAGCGCCGGACUUCCGAGACAGGGAAGCUGAGGACAUGGCAGGAGUGUUUGACAUAGACCUGGACCAGCCAGAGGACGCGGGCUCUGAGGAUGAGCUGGAGGAGGGGGGUCAGUUAAAUGAAAGCAUGGACCAUGGGGGAGUUGGACCAUAUGAACUUGGCAUGGAACAUUGUGAGAAAUUUGAAAUUUCGGAAACUAGUGUGAACAGAGGGCCAGAAAAAAUCAGACCAGAAUGUUUCGAGCUACUUCGGGUACUUGGUAAAGGGGGCUAUGGAAAGGUUUUUCAAGUACGGAAAGUAACAGGAGCAAAUACUGGGAAAAUAUUUGCCAUGAAGGUGCUUAAAAAGGCAAUGAUAGUAAGAAAUGCUAAAGAUACAGCUCAUACAAAAGCAGAACGGAAUAUUCUGGAGGAAGUAAAGCAUCCCUUCAUUGUGGAUUUAAUUUAUGCCUUUCAGACCGGUGGAAAACUCUACCUCAUCCUUGAGUAUCUCAGCGGAGGAGAAUUAUUUAUGCAGUUAGAAAGAGAAGGAAUAUUUAUGGAAGACACAGCCUGCUUUUACUUGGCAGAAAUCUCCAUGGCUUUGGGGCAUUUACAUCAAAAGGGGAUCAUCUACAGAGACCUGAAGCCGGAGAAUAUCAUGCUAAAUCACCAAGGUCAUGUGAAACUAACAGACUUUGGACUAUGCAAGGAAUCUAUUCAUGAUGGAACAGUCACACACACAUUUUGUGGAACAAUAGAAUACAUGGCCCCUGAAAUCUUGAUGAGAAGUGGCCACAAUCGUGCUGUGGAUUGGUGGAGUUUGGGAGCAUUAAUGUAUGACAUGCUGACUGGAGCACCCCCGUUCACUGGGGAGAAUAGAAAGAAAACAAUUGACAAAAUCCUCAAAUGUAAACUCAAUUUGCCUCCCUACCUCACACAAGAAGCCAGAGAUCUGCUUAAAAAGCUGCUGAAAAGAAAUGCUGCUUCUCGUCUUGGAGCUGGUCCUGGGGAUGCUGGAGAAGUUCAAGCUCAUCCAUUCUUCAGGCAUAUUAAUUGGGAAGAACUGCUGGCUAGGAAGGUGGAACCCCCUUUUAAACCUCUGUUGCAAUCUGAGGAGGAUGUGAGUCAGUUUGAUUCAAAGUUUACACGUCAGACACCUGUUGACAGCCCAGAUGACUCAACUCUCAGUGAAAGUGCCAACCAGGUCUUUCUGGGUUUUACAUAUGUUGCUCCAUCUGUACUUGAAAGUGUGAAAGAAAAAUUUUCCUUUGAACCAAAAAUCCGAUCACCUCGAAGAUUUAUUGGCAGCCCGCGAACACCUGUCAGCUCUUCCUUGUCUUAAAGCCCAGUCAAAUUUUCUCCUGGGGAUUUCUGGGGAAGAGGUGCUUCAGCCAGCACGGCAAAUCCUCAGACACCUGUGGAAUAUCCAAUGGAAACAAGUGGAGUAGAGCAGAUGGAUGUGACGAUGAGUGGGGAAGCUUCAGCACCACUUCCCAUACGACAGCCGAACUCUGGGCCAUACAAAAAACAAGCUUUCCCCAUGAUCUCCAAACGACCAGAGCACCUACGUAUGAAUCUAUGACAGAGCAAUGAUUUUAAUGAAUUUAAGGCAAAAACAGGUGAGGAAGGGAUAUGUGAGCAUCCUGUAAAGUGAAACAAGAAAGCUCAAAAUGACAGUCUUGAAGAGUCAGUGUCAUUACAUUGAACACUUUGGACAGAGGAAAAAUAAACAUGGAUUUUAAAAAAAUCAAUCAAUGGUGCAAAAAAAAAAAACAAAAAAACUUAAGCAUAAUAGUAUUGUGGAACUCUUAGGCACAUCAAUUGAUUCCUAGCGACAUCUUCUCAACCUUAUCAAGGAUUUUCAUGUUGAUGGCUCAAAACUGACAGUAUUAAGGGUAGGAUGUUGCUUCUGAAUCACUGUUGAGUUCUGAUUGUGUCGAAGAAGGGUUAUCCUUUCAUUAGGCAAAGUAUGAAAUUGCCUGUAAUACUUGCAACUAAGGACAAAUUAGCAUGCAAGCUUGUUCAAACUUUUCCAGCAACAUGGAAUCAAAGACAAAAGAAACUUAACAGUUGAUGUUUUACGUGCAAACAACCUGAAUCUUUUUUUUAUAUAAAUAUAUAUUUUUCAAAUAGAUUUUUGAUUCAGCUCAUUAUGGAAAACAUCCCAACUUUAAAAUGCAAAAUUAUUGGUUGGUGUGAAGAAAGCCAGACAACUUCUGUUUCUUCUCUUGGUGAAACAAUAAAAAUGCAAAUGAAUCAUUGUUAACCACAGCUGUGGCUAUUUUGAGGGAUUGGGGUGGACAUGGGGUUUAUUUUCAGUAACCCAGCUGCAAUACCUGUCUGUAAUACUAGGAAAAAAAAAAUCUAUUUAAUCAUUUCUACUUGCAGUACUGCUAUGUGCUAAGCUUAACUGGAAGCUUUGGAAUGGGCAUAAUUUGUAUGUCCUACAUUGCAUCCUUGACCUGGGCCUGCAUUGCACUGGAAAAAUAUCGCCCCCUGUUCUUAUACCAGUAUUUGGUUCAAGACGCCAAAUAUUUUCAGCCUAUGGCUGAAGAAGAAUGGAAAAGAGGAUAAAAUACAUACUGAGGGCAGUAAAGUGAGGGAGAGAGGGAGAUCCAGGGGAAGAGGGUGUUAUCAUGUUCCACUCUCUAUGUCUAAUCUCUUUACAGCAAAUUGUUAAGAUUUUAAGUUUUACUUUUAACUGUUUUUGCUGUCUACCUUCCUUACAUUUUUUUCCUCAGCAGUUUCAAAAGGAAAAAGAGUUUCUUCUAUACUGGGGCUACAUUUUUUGAUUGUAAAAACAUUUGAUGGCCUUUUGAUGAAUGUCUUCCACAGUGAAUAAGAAAACUUAGUGGUUUAAUUUAGGAAACAUGUGAACAAGACAUUAUGUUUUUGAAAUUGUAACAAAAUCUACAUAAGUGAUAUACAGGUACAAAGAAUAAAAAUAAAGGUAACUUUACCUUUCUUAAAUACUUCCUGCCUUAAAGAGCGCAUUUCCAUGACUUUAGCUGGUGAAAGGGUUUAAUAUCUGCAGAGCUUUAUAAAAAUACAUUUCAGUGCAUACUGGUAUAAUAGUUGAUCAUGCAGUUGAGUCUUAUCACCUCCUUUUGUUAUAAUGUCUUCUGAGUGUGCAAAGUCAAUUUGUAAUAUUUUGCAACCCUAUACUUUUUUUAAAUAGUUGCUGCUUGCUAUGUUCUUCAAACCUUUUUGAGCCAUAGGAUCCAAGCCAUAAGAUUCUUUAUGCAUGUUGAAUUCAGUCAGAAAAGAGGAAAGCUUUGCUUAUUUAAAUGGCAAUUCAAGUGAGAUGAGAUGAAAUCCUAUGACACUGAGCAAAAUAGAACCACGAAAAGUGAUUGGAAAUAUACCUUUUCAAUUUUGGCAAUAAAUGAAGAAAUUGGUAACAGUU
Molecule: messenger RNA, 3519 nt
Organism: Leopardus geoffroyi (Geoffroy's cat)
Lineage: Eukaryota; Metazoa; Chordata; Mammalia; Carnivora; Felidae
Gene: RPS6KB1
Product: ribosomal protein S6 kinase B1
Exons: 15
Coding region: 100-1455 (451 amino acids)
Biological process (GO): cellular response to insulin stimulus; signal transduction; protein phosphorylation
Molecular function (GO): protein serine/threonine kinase activity; ATP binding
Source: RefSeq, a predicted model, not a curated record